This is a messenger RNA of Columba livia (rock pigeon), 11554 nucleotides long. RefSeq names its product KIAA0408 ortholog. Bases 6717 to 8825 code for a protein of 702 amino acids. Lineage: Eukaryota; Metazoa; Chordata; Aves; Columbiformes; Columbidae. The transcript has 6 exons. The record is from RefSeq and is a predicted model, not a curated record.
GCAGGAUCCCCUGAGAAAGGGAUGCACGAGGAGGAGGUAUCAGAGUAGGCAAGGAGUCUUCUGAGAGAUGUAGGCUGCUGUAUUCUCUCUGUGCUCUAGAAAAAUGGCCACAGUGCAGUCUGACUUGAACAGAAGAGAGUGAUGUGAGUCACCUUGUCCGAUGUCAAAUAACUGUUCCUGACAACCUAGUUUAUCAUUUUCCAGUCUGUAGCUGCCAGGGCUCUGGAUUCUCCCUCCAGGUCUCAAAACGAGUUUUGAAUGAGCAUGGUAACUCUUGGCUUGCUGAGUGAUCCCCAUCUAACCAUACCAUGGGUAACAAGUGACCACAGGUGAGGGAAGCUUGUGUCCAUAGAUGCGCAUCAAUAGGCAUUGAAUAUUCCUGUUUUGCCUAUGGAAGGCUGCACUGAGAGUGCAGGCAACUCACGAUCUUUCUAUCACACUGAACACAGGCAGGUACUACAAACAAUAGGUCUCGCACUGUGAAAACCUCAUCUGAAAUGCCCAGUGGAGCUCAGUUUUCUGUUUUAUUCAUCCCAUGUUGAAGUUACUGAGUCCCACAAAUGUGAAUUCUCCAAGGUGAUCAUUUACAAGUACGUGUAUUAAUGAAGUAUUUGUGAAUGCAGAUGCCAUGAUAAAAAAAUCUAGUAAUAGUGGUAGUAAAUAAAGCAGCUGUUUUUCUAGCUGGUAAUAAGAUUUCCCUUUGAAUGGUAGUGCUCUCUUCACUUAACCCAUUCCUUGGGGUGAACAGUCCAUCUCCAUGCCAGGGUUGUGAUCUGCUACAUGAAAUAAUAGAGACACCAUUUUGAGGGAAACCCCUCAGAGGGAAGCAGAGUUGGGGCAAGAAAAUUUAUUUUAUGAGAAUGAAAAGAAUAGUAAACUCACAAUACUCAGUAUUAAACAAAGCUUGUGGUUUUCUCCUUGUUUGUCAAGCUUUCCCUCAGCAUACUUUGCAGGUGUAUUAACCUUGAUCACUUAAAUCACUAAGCUUCCAUUUAAUACAAGUAUUUAUUCCUACCAGGGGAUGUUGUCAUUAUUUAUUUUGUAGUCAUCAAGAUAUGUCUAAAGGAAAUGAUAAUUAAUAUGUGAGAUUAAUAGGUAACCCUGCCUACUUUCCUGACUAAAGAGAAAGUCAGGCCCCAAGUAAUUUUGAGGAUUUUCUAAACUGUUGUAAUUUAUUCUCAUGUUCCUAAAAGUUUAGUCAGUUCUACACAUUAGAAACUCUUUUGGCAAGAUAUAGUUGAGCAUAUCAUACCUUCAAUGUGAAUUUCUGUAACUGUAAAGAUAAUUCUCAAAUCACUGGGGAAAAGGCCGUUUUGCUCCUUUUCUAUCAGGAACUGUUGUAAGAAAUUUUACAACUGCUUGAGAAAUUACUUUUUUCCCCCUAUAGACCUGCAAUUUGGACAUUAAAAGUAUAAUAAUUUGAGGCUUAAACUUUUUGAGUUUCUUUCUGUUCUACUGUUUCCCUUGGGGGAAGAAAAGAUCAUUUGGGUUUUCUUAAAUGUUACUGGCUCAAUCCCAUAUAAGAAAAAAAAAAUAGUACUUAAAUCUGAUCUGAACUUCUGGGCUUUCAGAUUUUAACCCACACUUGUUUAUAACUUUCUCAGCCUUGCAUGUAAGAAAGAUGUGUAGAGAGGGCUUGAUUUACACUGAGCAUAUCAGUAACAGUACUACUGUAAAGCAGUAGGAAAGUUUAAUACACUGAAUUCAUACAUUGAAUACAUCUUGGAAGUAAUUGGAAAAGAUUUGCUUCUUUCUUAGAAAUCAGAAAAGGUGAGAAUGAACCUCUUGAGGCAAAAGGUGGAGAUAACCUCUGCACAGGACUGGCGAUUGAUUUCCCCAUUGAUUUCUCACAGUGUUUUUUCUUGCAUAUAGCUGGAGCUUCCCUCAUCCUAAUUCUGUCAGGCGUCAACAAAGCAAAUCAAAGCUGAGAUCUUUUGGGACAUUUAGGGAGCUAUUACACAGGCUUCAGUCUGAAAUCAAAGCAUACUGAAGCAUACAAAAUCAUUUUGAGAAACUCCCCACAGUCUUUGAAUCUGUGAUGAACAAGGAGAACCAUGAGGACCUCUGCAAACCUCAGUACAGAGGAAUCUCAAUGAGAAAUUAGAUGUGUUUUUCACGUCCCUCUGCAUUUAGCUUGAAGGGAGUGAUUUGAACUGCUUAUCUGUUUCACAUCAGAUAUCGCAGAAAAGCUCACAGCUCUCAAUUUUUCACUAUUUUAAAAGCUGCUGAGAAAGCUAAUAAAAUUGGUAUGGAUAUGCGUCUGUAGCCAGAAGAUAACAUCUAGCCAAAGAAAUGUGUUCUGUGUCUUGCUAAGUUGAAAUAACUUGGUCUCACAGAGAAACGCAAUAAUUAUAUUUGCCAAGAAAGGAAGCAGACUCUCCCCACUCUGUCACUGGGCUGGUGGGCAAAGUCCACCUCCCAGGGGAGUGAGUAUAAUAAAUGCAGCUGAACACGUCCACAGCCUCCAGCAGGAGUGUGUGGGAGUCGGGUAGGGCAGAGCCAGGCAGAAUACUGCUGAUUACUCAGAUUCUGCCUGCUGCAUAGCAUCUAAUUCUGAAGAGCAAUAAUAAGAAGAAUAUAAGAUUUUGCUUUCAUGUAGCAACAAGCUGGAUAUGACAGGUUACCCACCAGUUCAAAUCUCAGUUAUACCAAUUGCAGAUUCACAGUCCCCAUUUUGGAAUAUUCUGGCAAAAUAUUAAUAUUCUGGAAAAAUCAUGAUUUAAUUUGAACCCUGAGAUUGCCUUAAUUUUGCAUUUCUCUGAAAGAUUAAAUUUCAGUUUCUUGUGUUCCCAGGGAAUUCAUUGUAUAUUCUUUCAGAAAGAAAACUUGCAUCUGUAUCUAUAGAUUUAAUUCUGACAUUUUUACACUUGAGUAAAUUUGCAGCUACUCUAAUGAAUUUUUAUGUUGUUUAGAAAACAGAUGCAUUUUUUUUCUUUAAUGCGACCACCUACAUUCAAUUAAAUUCUUUUCAUAUUUAGAGUUGUCUGUGAAUGUCCUGAUGAAAUACCUCUAGAAAUAUUUUCUUUCCUGUUACUGAAAAAUUCCCAUGACACUAGAAUGAUCGUCUUCUCCAGGCUCAGAAAUAUUUCUUUCAACCAAAAAUAUCCUUGCCUGAAGCUCCAGUUAGCGACAGAGUAAGUGUCUGCUGACACGCGUCACCAGUGCUUCAGAAUCAAAACUAGAUGAGAGCAGGUGCUAUAGUGCAGAAAUAUGCCUGGCAGUCGGAAAAUAGAAAAUUGCCAAAAACGUGGCUGUCUAAAUAUGUGUUAUAAAAAGAUAUGAACUGCACAUGAACUUUGGGAGUUGUUUACGAAAACAAGCAGAGCUUUAGGAUAUUAGAUGCCCUUCCCCUUAUUCACCCCAGAAUUUGAUAGGUGAGUAGGAGACUUCUAAAGGCAUCAGUAUCAGGGAUGUAAUUCCCAUUGGCUUACAUUUCUGUCUCUGAUUUAAUGCCAGGGGAAGUGAUAUUCAAACCCAACUUUUGCCAUUACACAUGCAGUUGCCUAUGGGGAAAAUUACAGUGGCUCUAUUUAAAGUAAACAUCUAAAGUAUCUGCCACCGAUUUCCAAUGUAACCUUGGAGAAGUGACAUGACAUAACACUUUGUUGGCUCUGUUUCUCCAUUAAGCUAUAUACUAUGGCAGAAGUGCACAAUAAUAAGAGGAGACAGAAUUUGUAUUCCAUCUGCCCAUUUCCUGAUUCAUAUAUCCACUCUUGAGAUGUAUAUGGCAGGAAUAUUGAGGGGUAAAAAGUAACAUAAUUCAGGAAUCUGAUGUUGUGAUUGGGUUGAUUACAGUGGCAGCAGUGCUGUUCUUCCUUCUUCUUACCAAACUUAUGUGGAUACAGCAAAACAGAUGUGCCAUAAUCAAGUGGGUACAGCAGAACCGGAGAGGCUCUACAAUGAUCUUGAGCAUAGACUAUUAACCUGAAUACACAUUGCUCUGAGAAUGGAAUCAGAUUAUACCCCAUGCAGAAACUUAGGCUCCUUUGACUUCAGUCUUCUGUGACAAAGAGAAAUUUAGCAGAGGGCUUGUUUAAAAUGCCUUUGCAACUUUUUUUGUUGAGGUGCUGGCUUUUAACAUAAGCAGGGCUGAUACAAGGUAUAAACAAAGGACACUCUCCCUGUGGAAGCAGCAUGUUGGAUGUAAUAGACCUAGAACAGCCUUCCUGCGUUUUUUGCCUGUGCCAGAGGCCAGAAAGCCAUGUUUGUUGCUUUGUCUGCUGCCGCUGGGUUGCAUAACUUUUUCCCCAAAAGCAAAAGUCACUACUGCUACACUUAAGGGUGUCAGGAGCAAUGAGCUCAUGUUUUUAGAGCUUGCUUCGUGGGUUUUUUGUCCCAGCUUUGCUCUGUCUUUCCCAUAUUUUAGGACGACUUUAACAUGGCCCUGUGACUUAUGAGUGAUGUCCAACACUUGCCUCCUAAUAAGCCCCUUGAUCUCACAUGUUUCUAAUUCCUCACAGUGACAGAAAUGUAGGAUUUUGCCUGACUGAAAUCUCAAGUCUGGGAUUUAGUCCAUUAUUUUCUUUAAUUUUACUGUGUUUUAUUUCAAAGAGUUCAUGUAGCAAGAUGAGGGCCAUUGAGUCAGCAAUGUCAAAUACACAAAAAUAAUAGCCUAUGAUGAUGGAUAGGGAUGAAAAAAUACAUCUUCAGAGUCAGUUUUCAUUUGCAGUGGUGCAGCUGUGCUGGCUUCAAGCAGGAGGCAGCACUGGUUCCCGGCCUCCAGCUGUGGGCUCGGUUCUGUUCCCAGGCACUCAGGCCAUGUCAGGUGGCAGAUUGGGACAUAACCUCCUUAAAUAAAGUCACACUGCUGCUUUAUGAACAGGGAAAUUUUAAAUCCUCAGAGUUCAGAGGCUGAGGAUUUUCUUCAGGAGCAUUCAGUCAUGUACUUGGGCAUCUUUGUUCACUUUCUAGAUCACUGAAAUUUUCAUAAAUAGCCUGAGUCCCAUUAUUUAUGUUGCAUGGGAGCAGAAUGAGCACCCAAGUAAUGUAUUCACUGAGACUUACAACUAGACCAUAUAAGGAGAAAAAACGUGUUUUCCCUGAAACCUGCUUUGAUAUUUACUAUAAAAUGCACCCAGAGCUAAAAUCUUUAUGCUGUGCUUGGAUUUUAUCACAGAUAGAGCCUUGUUGUUCUAAAGAGGGGAGUGCUGACUAAGCAGAGGAUGUGUGAAUCCUCAUAUCGUGUCCUUCAUCUCACUGAUCCUCUUGUCAUCAGCUGCUCUGCCUACAAAAAUGUAUGUCAGUCCUGCUUAGUGCAUUCGAAGACACCCGUCUGGUAGCAGAAUUUGUAUGGUUUUAUGCUGCAUGAGUCAAGGACUUUGUGGCCCUUCUCCAGGUACACGUGGGAACAAAUGUUCCCUGAAAUGCGUAUUUUCUGACUAUGGGUAGUCUUGCUCACUGUUCACAGACAUAUCUGAGCACAAGUAGCUGGCAGGGCAGUGGUAGGUGCGUGAAGCUUCUGCUGGGGAUCUCUCUCAGUGUACCAAAUGAAAGUAAUCUGACACAUGAUGCAAAAGGAGAGACACUGCGGUGGGCAGGGACUCAAGAAGCAGGCUGAGCUCCUCCUGCCUGCGCCUCAGCAGGGGGAACAGCUCAAUUUCCCUACGCUGGCUUCAGGGUCUCCUGUGGACUUUCAUUUGCUGGAUCACUUUUGUCACAUGCGUUCUCUUCUCUCACCCCACACUGACACUUGCUGUGGGCACGCUCAGUGCUUUAAAUCCAGGCUGAGGUGGUUUUUCGACCUUCCUUGCUAGUUUUAUGACAGGGAUGAGUUUCCCUACGCAAGGGAGAUUCUCUAUCCAACUUCAAGCACUUUGCUGAGACACAAAGUAUCUUAACAGACUGGAGAAUCUGAUCCAGAAACCUUAUAAAGUAGCAGAAAUAUUUAGGUGUAUCCCAAAGAAACCAUUGUCACCAUUCCUGGAAUGCAAGACAGUAAGACAACACAGUGCCCAAUAAUUCUGCACUUCAUAAGUUAUAGUGUAUUUAGAAUAUAGAAAAAUAUUUUAGGAGGGAGUGGUUUGCUUUUAACUCUUUAAGAUAACUGUUAACCAACAAAACUGCUGCUUUAAGCAAACUCCCUUUUCAAAGCACUUUAUGAGGAUCAAGUUGUAAAAUUCAAAAUUGUCAUACUGAAAAAUACAAUGUGAAAACUGGAUCUGGAAGGCAGCAAAGAAUCUUGCUGGACAACACGGACGCUAAUAAAAGAAACCUAAAAUUGCCUAUUGUCAUAGCUUUAGUAUUAACACUGGCUGCUUUGGCAAGCUUUAAAGACUGGGCUGCACUAUAAAACCUAAAAAUGUCCUGGACUUGGAGUUGUUUACACAAAAUAUGAGGAGAUAUAAAGUUACAGAGCUGGGGGUUGGAAGAGAUGACUUUAAAACCAUCCUCCGUGCACUGACGUCACGUGGAAGCCAGCUGCUGGGAUGAUGCUGAACGGAACUGUUUUUCAGUUUGCAAAAGUUGCGGAGUUAUUCAAAGAGAGUUGCAAAUGCUGCCCCCGUUGAAAGGCUGUGUCUUGCUCAGCGUUCUUGUUUCUUUUAAAGAUCAAGAUUUGCAGAACUGGAUCCCAGCUAGCUGUGCAUUUCGUUGCUUUCACUGCUGUUUAGAAAUGGACUGAAAAACUUCUAAAGGAUUUCUUAUUCCAUGAAAGGAAACAUUCAGGGAAGAAAGAAAAAAAGCAGAGCUAUCUUCUUGCUGUUACACAGACCGUAACCAUGGACCUGCAUAAACAACUGGAAAAUACUGAGAGGAACUGGAAUAAAGAGAAGAUGGAAUUGCUGGAGAGAUUUGACAAUGAAAGGAAAGAAUGGGAAUGUCAAUGGAAGGUCAUGCAGAAGAAAAUAGAAGAGCUUUACCAGGAGGUAAAACUUAGAAGAGAGAGCAAUAUGAAUGUCCAUGAUAACAAGGCCAUUCAGAGCAAGAUGCUGCAGCUGUCCAUGCAUUCCCCUACUUCAGAAGAGACUGACACAGUGGAGCUGAACUAUCAACACCAUACAGCAAGCGACAGGAUGAAAAAAGGGAGUUUACUCAGUAAAACAGGGCACGAAUGUAAAGAAACCAGAGCCAAAAACAGAAACAAUAUUCUGUUAACAGAUAAUGUGGCCUUUGAGAACUGUGAGGAACCUGAAGACAGCCUCAGCAUCAAAACUUCCACAAAAAAUGCCAAAAAUUAUAUUGGUGACCUCAAUGUAGCUCUUAAAGAACUUGCCAGAGUCAGUGAAGAAUUAUGCAGCUAUCAAGAGGAAAUUCGGAAGAAGUCCAACCACAGAAGAAUGAAGUCACUUCCUUUCCUGGGGAAAUCUGAGGAAACCCAAGCUACAGUUAUUCUGCCUGAGAUGAACCAUGUGCCCAGCAAUGAAUCACAGACUUCAACGGCUUUUGAAACAGAGGAACAUAACAAUAGGAAGAAUCUGAUGAGCUCCACCAAGGCUUUGAAAGACAUAUCUUAUGGUGCUCUUACUGGUGACAGAGGAUCAGACUUCAGACCUUGGCAAAAGAAAGAAGCUCCACCAGUUCCUCCACGGAGCACUUCUCGUCAUCUAACAAACUCACUUUCUGCAGUUGUUCAGCUUUCUGAAGCACCAAUAAGAGAUCUAGGCAUCAAAAGCAAUUGCAAGGCUCAGGACUGUAGGAGUGGAAGGAAACUGAUGAAUCCUUCACCAGUCCUUCACCAGAAUGAAACUGCAGCAGCCUGUGCAAAUGAAGGGCAGGCUGUGCAAGGUCCUGUGAUGGUAACUUCUGCAAUACCUGUAACCAAAAAUGAGUGCAAUGUACCAUCAAGUUUCUGCCACAACACGUGGGCAUAUGAUGUGGGCAAACUUCGAAAAGAUGGUAAAAGUGAACCUUCCCCACUGUCGCCCCAAAAGAGUUGUUCAGAUGGAAAUAUGGCCCAAAGCAACAAGAUGCACCAGAAACAAAAUCCCAAGUCUCACAGCAGUCCUUAUUUCAGUAAUGACUUUUAUGCCCCUACUACCCUGCACAAAGAUCUUUUGGGAAACUCUAGGUAUACUUUGGAAAAGACCCAAAGAAAUGAAACUUUAGCAGCAAAGAUUGAUGAGUUUAAUAGGACUGUAUUUCACACAGAUAAACGUAACAAUGCUUUGCAAGAUAACCAGGUGCCUCAAGCGGCACCAGAAGACCACAAACCCUGUGGCCCACUGUGUGACUCUGUUAUUAGCAGGACAGAAACUGUAAAUACAUCUUGUGUUUCAAAUCCCAAAUUCUGUGCAGCAAAGGAACAAGAAACUAGCAACUCCAGCAAAGCUGUCACAAUAGCAGGGCAGCAAAAACAAAUAAAUGGACUUCCAAAUACUAGUGGUUAUAGGCACAUGCUUCACGAGCAUGACUGGCGACCAAGUAAUUUAUCCGGUCGCCCGCGUUCAGCUGACUCAAGGUCGAACUAUGGUGUUGUUGAAAAGCUUUUGAAAAACUACGAAAAAUCAACAGUGACUUCUCCAUGUAAUACAAAGUGCUGCAAAGAUAAGUGGACACGGGCAAAUUCUGAAUUCGCUGAUGGGGGUUGUGAGACAUUGAGCCAGUAUUUAGAAAUGCUCCAGAUUGAGCAAGGAAAGCAAGAAUUUCCAAGGAAUUCAGCCAGGCAUAUUGGGCAGCAACUCAAGCAAGGAAAAGAGAGGCAAAAGUUACCAGAGAUAUCUGUGCCAGCUAAAUGUUCAAGUGGGAAGGGUUUCUCCCGGCCUGCUCGGCCAGCGAAUCGACGCUUACCUUCCAGAUGGGCAUCCAGGUCACCAUCAGCACCUCCAGCUGUGAGAAGAACGGCAUACAACUGCUCUGUCUCCUUUCGGUCAGAGACCUCAGUCAUCUGAGUUGGGUUGGAUGGUGGUGUGAAAGCUCUACGUCUCAUUGUAACUGUGUUGGGUAUGUGGUAGAGCAACCAGUUCUACACUGUUGUGUCUUACCCAAGAGUGACCCCUAUCACCUGCCGGACAAAGCGUUUUGAAUCUUAGGUCAUCAUCACCAAGGUCUUCAGUGUUUUUAUUGAGAUGAAAUAAUGAUACCCCUGGUUUUCUCUGUUUUUUUUUGUAAUAGCUCACAUGGAAUUUCUUUUGAAUGGCAUCUUCCUUAAUUUGCCAAUCAAUUUUGAGUUGAAACAAUGUAUAGUGCUGUAUAUUCUGACUCUUCUGCAAACAGCAGAACGUAAAGCUGUAUGCAUGAUCAUGUGUUUGUAGGUGCAUGUGUUGGACUAGGAAGUAUACAGGUCUGUAUUUAGAAGAGACAAACUGUGCUAGUGUUGACAUUGAAAUUACAACCUAUAUGCCUACCUAUAUAUACUUUGUGUUUAUUUUAAAAAGUUUGAAAUAUACAGUCCUGAUGACAUUUAUAUUUUAUAUAUCUUUUACAUAGGUUCACAGGUGUAGUAUUUAAUGAACAAAAACUAAAUAUUGCAUUUUUGUGACUGAUUGCAGCGAUGAUGCCUUGCACAAUAUGUAUCUGAAGCAGACUAGCUUGACUGAUUCAUCAGUCAUGCUUCAUGACAUCCUUGUUCAGUUUCCUAACCCUUAUGAUGUUAGGUCAAAACACCCAAACAUAUUUUUUCUGAAUUAAAAUAUUGUACAAUUUGUAAUACAUUAGCCUUUUUCAGCACCAGAGACAUUCCCAAAAUGUUCCAAUCCCUUUAAAAAGCUUAAAUGUGCCAUUAUAUAUAUAGCAUACUGUAAACACUUCGGUAGUUUCAACUAGAGUAACAUACAAUUUAUGAAGGGAAGAAAAGGGUUGUAUACGCUCAAUUCUGUAAAACUUAUUUUUCCUUCUAGCAUUAUAACUUUGAGGUUUGGCAAAGGCAGAUAACAAUGGACUUGUUUACUUUCACCCAAGGCAGGAGAACAAGGACCGUUGUUCCCAGGGCUGCAGCCACACUCCUUUUUUACUCUUCUCCUAGACUAUAGAGUGCCUGAGCCACUUGCUCACUUACUGCUCCCGGACUGACUCGUGGCAGUCAGUUGCGAAGUUUACUUGCACUCUAGCAACAAGCUGCAUCUAGUAUGGAAAAAUUGCAUCAAGGUAUGAUCACAAUGAUGCCCAAAAUCCUAGACACAUGGCGUUGGAAGUAUGUUUCUGCCAUCACCUGACUUGCUGUUAUGGGCCAUCUGAAUGAUGUGCACAGAGCCUGGCUUGUUCCUUCCCGCAGCAUGAAAGAAAUAUGGAUGCUACCCAGACUCUUGCUGAACCUUCAGAAAGACAGUGUCCUUCAUCCUGGAAUUUUUACACCCUUUUCUAGGCUGUUGCUGGAUGCGUAGUGCGAUAGUGAUGACAAAUGUUGCCUUUAAACAACAUGUCUAGGUUAAAAGGAGUAAAGAGGCACUUCUUCAACAUCAGCCUGACCUUGUCUUGCAACUUUUCUUCUUCUCCUGGAGAAACCUGGUGGGUUCCAAGGAAUUUCAAAAAUCAUCCCAGGAUCCAUUAAUGUGCACAUCUUCCUAUGUGAAUGUAAAAAGGAUUUUGGACAGAGUGUAGGCUUUUGUCCUAGUGAAUUGUAUGUAUGGCAAUAUAGGGAAAACUAGUUGUGCUUAAUUUGAUAGUGAUCUGUUGUCCUACUCCAGUCAUGUUGAGAAUCCAUGCCUUUUCCCUUCCUUUAGGGCCUUAUUCUUCGUUCCUCUGCACAACUUUGGUUUUGCAGAGAGAGAAAACAGGAGGCCAUAUGUUCUGAGCAAUAUAGCCUGUAUGGUAGUACCAGUAACUGCUCAGGCAUAGCAGUUUCAGAGCUAGUGGGCACUGGAGCUAUAAAUCCAAACUUAUCACACAAUUGUGGCUGCCUGCAUGGCAAAAACAUGCUCUGAGUAAUUUGCCCAAUCUAGACUUCUGGUCCUUCCCAGACAUGAGUGGUUGGACAUACCAAUAUAUGAAGGCUUCAAACAGAUCAACAGUUCAUCAAAAUUUACUCAGACAUUAUUGCAAAGAUCUUACUGGAAAAGAUACAAGGACAGAAAACCUGAAGAAAAUUUAUACAGCUUGGAUAGAGAAAAAUCUGUGUGCUUGACUGAAAAAUCAAGAGUAAUAUAAAUUAGCCUGUUUGCCCCAAUUUAGAGAUUGCACUCCAUUAACUUCCUUAGAACUAGAAAAAUUAGGGAUGAUUGAUAGUGGAUUUGGAACAUGGCUUAAGAUUCUAGCUUACUGUGGAAAUUAGCAAACCAAAAUGCCUUCCAAAUUGACCUUUUAAAUGCCUAAGUAGCUGAGCAGCUUUAAAUGCCUAAGGCUGAGGAAAGGGUAAUGUGAGAGAACUGUAAAAAAAUGGUUCUUAAUUUCAGUCAGUGUUGACUGCAACAAAACUUCUUCAAAUUGCCUUCAUGGUAAGUUAAGAAGUUUUGCUUUGAAAAAAUGGUGGUGCACUUCUGUUUGAAGUAUGUAACUAUUAAAGUGUUUCCCUUCGUUAGUCAGUGAAGGUGUUUCUUUAGUUCCCUUCAGUUUCUUUGAUCACCUUUGACGGAUAUCACAUUGUUGAAUAACACAGAAAGGAUCAAAUACCUACAACAUUCCCUGAUGUAUGUAAGUUUAAUGAACAGAAGGUUUUUGAAAUAAACUAAUAGGUCAAGGACAA